This is a messenger RNA of Mugil cephalus (flathead mullet), 2425 nucleotides long. RefSeq names its product fibroblast growth factor receptor substrate 2-like. The transcript is spliced from 7 exons. Bases 610 to 2193 code for a protein of 527 amino acids. The record is from RefSeq and is a predicted model, not a curated record. Lineage: Eukaryota; Metazoa; Chordata; Actinopteri; Mugiliformes; Mugilidae. Gene Ontology annotation, cellular component: cell-cell junction; cytoplasm. Gene Ontology annotation, biological process: cell surface receptor protein tyrosine kinase signaling pathway.
GUUGUGUGUAGUUGUGUAUUUGUGUUGCGCGUCCUGGGAGCGGCUCGGAAGUCCCACACCAGACGUGUUUGCGCGCAUGCGUAGCAAUGCGCACGCGCAGAAUCGCACUGUGCUGCGCAUGCGCAGUGCGUUGUUCGAGUGUCGGAAGUUUAGUAGCUUUAGCUCGACGCUAGCAUCGGAGACGCGGACCGAGCUCAUUAAACUUGGUUUUUAGGCAGAAAAAGGUUUUGCGGACGGAACCUCGAAGCCCCCAGAGAUCCCCCGAGGACCCCCGAUGGCUCUGGGCCGGUUUCCACUGUGUGGUUGAGGCGAACAGAAGCGUUAGCGGCGUCUGGAGAAGUUGUGAUUGUUUUUUUGGCGCUGAUGGAGGAGCUGCUGUAGCUAACGCUAAGCUAACGCUGAGCUAGCGCUGAGCUAACGCUAGCAGCUGGAACAAGUCGAACUGCUUCAUCUAAAGUUUGGACGCUUCGAAUCCAGCGCUGGGAAGGAGGCUCAGAACCUGUUAAUGUCUCCAGACCAGUUCCAGCAUGAACGUCCCUCUGGUUCUGAGGAUGGAAGCAGAGCUACUGGAGCCAGGAUCUAGGUAUCUGAUGGUGCUCUGAAGACGCCAUGGGUGGCUGUUUAAGCUGUCCAGAGAAAGAGUCCAUUCCAGAUAAUCAUCACAGCAAAUUCAAGGUGACCAAUGUGGACGACGAUGGGAACGAGCUGGGUUCAGGUCUGAUGGAACUGACCGAGGCCGAGCUGGUCCUCCACACCCAUCGCCGUGACGACGUCAGGUGGCCGUACCUGUGCCUGCGUCGUUAUGGUUACGACUCCAACCUGUUCUCUUUCGAGAGUGGCCGGCGUUGCCAGACGGGCCAAGGGAUCUUUGCCUUCAAGUGUUCUCGUGCUGAGGAGAUUUUCAACCUGCUGCAGGAGGUGAUGCACAGUCACAGCAUCAGUGUAGUGGAGGAGGCUGUGAUGGAGCCCAGUGGCCACCAGGGGGGGCUCACUCCUGCAGCUCUGGGCUACUCGGUGCCCACGGUUCCCAAUGGGACCAGGAUUCCUUCUGUGGGGGAGGCGCCGUCUCACCCCUCCACCCGUCACCCGUCUGUAGCCAGCACCCGACUCCCCUCUGUGGGGGAGGAGUCCACCCACCCUCUACUGGGGGCCGAUGAGGCGGUUCACACCUACGUCAACACUACCGGUCUCCUGGAGGACCAGCCCAGCCCCCUGACCGUCACCACCCCACUAGAGAGCCCCACAUCUCCCCAGUCCCAGUGCCCCCCCACACCCCCUCCUCCCCCCAGAGUCCGCUCCGAGCCUGUGGUCCAGUCCGGGGGGGCGGACCGGCCCGAGGCCCAGGUCCUGCUGGAGCCUCAGGGGGUGCGCUUCGUUCUGGGUCCGACCCCCGUUCAGAGGCAGCUGAUGGAGAAGAGGCAGCAGGAGCAGAAGGAGGCGCAGGAGGAGGAGAUCCCAGAGACUAACGGCCACGCUGAGGCCCCUGCCGAGGCCGAGCCAGCCCCCCCACACUCCAAUGGCUCCGCCUCCAGCCGCCGCCACCGCCCGCCCCCCCUCACCCCCGACCUGCAGAAUGUCAACAACUCGGCCCAGCGGCGCACCGCCCUGCUGGACUACGAGAACCUGCCGGCGCUGCCCCCGGUCUGGGAGGCCAGGAAGCCGAGCUCGGAGGAGGAGGAGAACCUGAGGACGCCGUCGCUCAACGGCUACAGCCACCACCCGCCCCCCCACGGCCUGCUGCACCACUCCUACUCGCACCCCCUGUCGGCCGCCCUCGAGUCCUCGCACAACUACGUGAACACGGAGAACGUGACGGCGCCGCUGAGCGCCCACCGCCCCGACACGGGCCGGCGCCGCCCCGACGGACCCAACAUCUUCAACUUCGACUUCCGCCGGCCGCCUCUGCCCGGCCACCCCGACCCCCCCAAGACCCUCAACUACAUCGAGGUGGAGAUGGACGGUGGCGCCGGGACCAAAGGCGCUUCGGACGGCAGCAACCCCCACACACCCCGGACCCCCACCUCCCCGCUGCCCCCCACCACCCCGACCCGGCGCACAGAGCUCUACGCCCUCAUCGACAUCGAGCGCACUGCCGCCAUGUCCAACCUGCAGAAGGCCCGGCCGCGGGACGACGGGACGUCCCGCAAGACGAGACACAACAGCACGGAGUUGCCCACUAAGAGCACGGCGUGACUGUUGUCACGGAGACGGACUCCGACCAAUGGGACGAGAGACAAUGACCUCCUGCGUGGUCGCCUGAGCCAGAACCUGGUCCUGAGGCAGGUUCUGGUUCUGACCGAGUCCUGGUUCUGGUACUGAUCAGUAUUACUGAAGCAUUCCAUUUAUCUUUUAUAUGAGUCACUAUGUGCUGCUGUAACAUGUCGACCCGGCACAAUAAAUGUAUUUCUACGACGCCUGAUCAAUA